GCACCAAUGGCAGCAGCGGCUCGCAAGCAGUGCUCGCAUUGCACAAUGCAUUGCAAAUUCGUGCAAGGGGGCACCAAUGUCGACCUGCAAAAGCUUCUCAUUCUGCAGCUGAAAAGAGAAGUCUGCAGGUAGCCUGCCAUGGCGGGCUUCCCCAGGCACGCAGUGACCGGCGUCUUGAGCUGGUUGAUGCGCCAGCACACAACCACAAAGCAUGCAGAGUUUCGCUGCGCAGCCACACUGAUCAGCGCGCAUUGGGAAUUGGAGCCUCUUAAUCCACGCAGCUCAUACUCCACAUCAACAGCUUUCAACAGACCCGGGGUUUUGAGUGAUGUGUUGUGCCGUCCUCAGAAUGCAUUUUGGAGGCAUGCAUCAGCAAAUGCUGCAAGUGAUCAGCGUCGGGGAAUCCAGAGCGAGUGUCUGUACAUCCACCACACUGGGGGGUAUGGCCGGCACUCAGAUGCGGUUCCCAUUGGUUUUGCUUACGCUCUGGAGCGACACGAGCAAGACAUUGGCUUCUUCAGGCCAAUUGCGACAUCGAAAAGUGCCCGGGGGGAGGUGAUCAGCCGGGUUUUGGAGCUCAAGGACGACAACCCAGCAGACACAAUUGCAUUCCACCAGAGCGAAGCAUUUGAGUACCUUGCCACAAACAGAUCCGACGAGUUGCUUGAGAAGAUACUGCAAGCUUACGAGAAGUACAAGAGGCAACACAAGUUUGUACUCAUCGAAGGCACAUCUUUCGGGGAAGUCAACGAGCGCGUCGAUGUGGACGCCCUCAAUGCGCGCAUCUGCUCCAUGCUCGGCGCCCCUGCCAUCUUUGCCAUCAACUGUGCGCGCCUGACGACGCCCUCGGGCGAGUCCGGACCUGCGAAGCUAGCCCCCCGCCAAGUCCCAAAUGUGGAAAAGGAGUUUCAGGAGCAUCUGGUGGCGGCCAGUCGGUUGUCCCAGGCGGCCUUCGCCAAGGAGAACGUGGAAGUGGUCGCGGCGUUGGCCCAUAGAGUGCCCGGGGAUCUGGUGAACACACGGGUGCAAGGGGCGAUGCGCCAACAACUAGGGGAGGCGGGGCUCCUGUACGCGGGCGCCAUACCUGAUGACGACUACAUCAACGCUGCGACGGUGGUGGACGUGCAGCAGGCUCUCGGCGCCGAGAUUCUGUACGGCGGCCAGUCGCCCCCCCAGAUGAACACGGAGGUGACGCAAUACGUGGUGGCCACGCUCAACCUCCAGGAGCUGCUGACGUACUUCCCCAAGCACCUGGAACCCACCAAGGGCGCUGUCGUCAUCACCAACGCGGGCCGGCCUGACGUCAUCCUGGCGAUGCAGGCGCUGCAGAAGACGGCGAAGCUGGCCAACUGCGCAGCGCUUGUCCUCACCGGCGGAGGAGAGCCCUCGAAGGAGAUAGACCUGGUCCUGCGGUCCCACAAGCAGGAGGACUCGCUCCCUGUCCUGCUCGCGCGGCUGCCCACUUUCGAUACCGCAGCAAAGCUGUACGGACUCGAGGGCAGAAUCCUGCCGUCGUCGGAUCGCAAGAUCGAGCGAGCAAAGCACCUCUUCGACUCCAACAUCGACUUCGGCCCCGUCGUGAAGGCGCUGCUCAAGGACCAGCCCACGAAACUGAACCCCAAGCUCUUUGUCUACAAUCUGUACAAGAAGGCCGCCAAAGAUAAGCAACGCAUCGUGCUUCCAGAGGGCACCGAGCCGCGCAUCAUUCUGGCUGCCGCGGAAGCCCUCCGGCGCGGGCUGUGCCAUCCGAUUCUGCUGGGGCCGGAAGAGGAGAUUCUGACGCAAGCGAAACAGUUGCGGGUGGACCUGAGCGAGGCGACGAUCAUCGAUCCGGCAAGCUCGCCGGACCUGGAGAAGUACGUGGAUCUGGUGGUGCAGCAAAGGAAGCACAAGGGGAUGACGCCAGAGCAGGCGCAUCAGCAGCUGACGCAGGACGUGAACGUGUUCGGCACCGCCAUGGUGAAGGCUGGUGACGCCAGCGGCAUGGUCUCGGGGGCCAUACACACCACGGCUAACACAGUGCGGCCGGCCCUGCAGAUCAUCAAGAUGGACCCAGGGAUCCCCGUCGUUUCCAGCGUAUUCUUCAUGUGUCUCCCCGACAAAGUCCUGGUCUACGGCGAUUGCGCCAUCAACACAAACCCCAACGCCGACGAGCUUGCGUCGAUCGCCAUGGCUUCGGCGGACUCUGCAAAAGCGUUCGGAUUGGAGCCACGUGUCGCCAUGCUGUCGUACGCUACUGGCGACUCGAACCAAGGUCCCGCCAUCCAGAAGGUCAUCGACGCCACACGGAUAGCCCAGCAGCAGCGGCCGGAGCUGGCCAUUGAGGGACCCCUUCAAUACGAUGCAGCGGUGAACCCUCAGACCGCGAAGACCAAGCUCAAGGGGCGGGCCAGCAAGGUGGCCGGGCAGGCGAAUGUGCUCAUCUUCCCGGAUCUCAACACCGGGAACAACACGUACAAGGCGGUUCAGCAGUCGACGGGCGCUCUCGCGAUCGGCCCCAUGCUGCAGGGGCUCCGCAAGCCGGUGAAUGACCUCAGCAGGGGCUGCACGGUUGCUGACGUCGUCACCACCAUAUGCCUCACUUCCAUCCAAGCACAGGCGCGAGCGAGCGAAUCGGGGCAAGCGCCUCAAUAGGAGCCUCGAAGCGUUGGACCUCUGCUGGCUGAACAGGUGUCUCACUGUCCGGGUUACCUUUUUUUUGGACGUUGAGCUUGAAGAGCUUACAAUGAUCUGCAAUGAGCUGCACGAGAAUCAGGUUCGCCACAUGUACAUGUAUGUUGAGCAACACGCGUUUGACAGUCAAAUCACUAUAGGCCUGCAAUAUAGAUACGGAUAUAACCAGC
Messenger RNA from Klebsormidium nitens, 2843 nucleotides. Lineage: Eukaryota; Viridiplantae; Streptophyta; Klebsormidiophyceae; Klebsormidiales; Klebsormidiaceae. The record is from the annotation of a GenBank genome assembly.